CGCAGUGUUCGUGGGAUGGGGCAGCGGGCUGCCGUUGGCGGCCGGAAUCCGCGCGCAAGCCGGGUGCAAGUUUUCUUCCAUCAUCUCCUGUCCCCACUCUGGGGUCCUCUGUAUGAGUGACAGUUUGGUCUGCCAUGGAACUGGGCCCUGCUCUGGCCUGGCUUCUGUUCCUGAGCCUGCUGGCUGAUUAUCUAAAAGCUGCUCAGUCCCGAGACUUCACAGUGAAAGACAUCAUCUACCUCCACCCUUCAACCACACCAUAUCCUGGUGGAUUUAAAUGUUACUGUGAAAAGGCAGCAGACAAUUAUGAAUGCAAUCGAUGGGCUCCCGACAUCUACUGUCCUCAAGAGACCAGAUACUGCUACACUCAGCAUACAAUGGAAGUCACAGGAAACAGCAUCUCUGUCACCAAACGCUGUGUCUCGCUGGAAGACUGCUUAUCCACUGGCUGCAGAGACUCAGAGCAUGAAGGUCACAAGGUCUGCACCUCCUGCUGUGAAGGAAAUAUCUGUAACUUGCCACUCCCUCGAAAUGAAACUGAUGCCACAUUUGCCACAACGUCUCCUAUAAAUCAGACAAAUGGGCACCCACAGUGCAUGUCAGUGAUUGUGUCCUGCUUGUGGGUGUGGUUAGGACUCACCUUGUAGCAGCUCCAGGUACCAUGGAUAGUGGCUAUCCAUGGGGAUCACAG
Molecule: messenger RNA, 691 nt
Organism: Castor canadensis (American beaver)
Lineage: Eukaryota; Metazoa; Chordata; Mammalia; Rodentia; Castoridae
Gene: Lypd6
Product: LY6/PLAUR domain containing 6
Biological process (GO): positive regulation of canonical Wnt signaling pathway
Molecular function (GO): acetylcholine receptor inhibitor activity
Source: RefSeq, a predicted model, not a curated record